AUAUAUAUGCAUCACACACUCAUUUAGGGAAAAAGAGAGAGAUUCUGUUGUAGGUAUGGUUGGUUUGUUUUUGUUCAAAUUAGGUUAAUUAAUGGAGGCCAAAUCUACGGUUUAUUGAGGUUGUAGGUGAUUGGGGAGAAGGGGGAGGAAAUUAAAAAAAUGGGGAGAGGUAGGGUUCAGUUGAGGCGGAUCGAGAACAAGGUAAGUAGGCAAGUGACUUUCUCCAAGAGGAGGACUGGUUUACUGAAGAAAGCACAUGAGAUCUCUGUCUUGUGUGAUGCUGAUGUUGCCUUGAUUGUCUUCUCCAAUAAAGGGAAGCUCUUUGAGUUCUCUUCAGAUUCAAGCAUGGACCAGAUCCUAGAAAAAUAUGAGCGAUAUUCGUAUUCAGAACAGCAUUUCAUGACUGGUACUUCUGAAACACAGGAUAUCUGGCCCGCUGAGUUUCCCAAGCUAAUGAGUAGGCUUGAAGUCUUGCAAAGAAACAUAAGCCACUACACUGGGCAAGAGCUUGAUCCCUUGAGCUCUAGAGAGCUCCAACAUUUGGAGCAACAAAUUGAUACUGCCCUUAAGCGUGUUCGAUUAAGGAAGAACCAGCUCAUGCAUGAUUCUGUCUCAGAGCUCCAGAAAAAGGGAAAGGCACUGCAGGAGCACAAUAACUUGCUAGCAAAGAAGCUCCAGGAGAAGGAGAAGACACUGAAUGAUCAGCAUGCACAGUGGGAGCAGCAAAACCUUGCUGAAAACUCAUCGGCCUUUAUCCUGCCGCCGCCGCCACCACAGCUGCCGUUUCCUGCUUUAACCAUUGGUGGCACUUUCCAGGUGAGAGGAGUCAAUGGAGAUACCAGAGCUCAUCAAACUCAACCUUCAAGUUCCAGUACCCAUAUACCACCAUGGAUGAUUCGUCAUGUGAAUGGAUUAGAAGACUAAACUUCUGUUUCCACCACUUUGACU
Messenger RNA from Tripterygium wilfordii, 948 nucleotides. RefSeq names its product agamous-like MADS-box protein FUL-L. Bases 160 to 924 code for a protein of 254 amino acids. The transcript has 7 exons. Gene Ontology annotation, cellular component: nucleus. Gene Ontology annotation, molecular function: protein dimerization activity; DNA-binding transcription factor activity, RNA polymerase II-specific; RNA polymerase II cis-regulatory region sequence-specific DNA binding. Gene Ontology annotation, biological process: positive regulation of transcription by RNA polymerase II. The record is from RefSeq and is a predicted model, not a curated record. Lineage: Eukaryota; Viridiplantae; Streptophyta; Magnoliopsida; Celastrales; Celastraceae.